AUGCUAUACAACGUAAUCUUUUUAGAAUCAUGCGACCCUAAGAUCACUUGGCACGGUAGUUUACCUAGAAAAAUUCUUAUCGAGCCAGAAUACUCCGUUAAGGUUUUCAUUGGUGGGGUGCCCUGGGAUAUUACAGAAGUUGAAUUGUUGGCCUCGUUUGGAACCUACGGUAAUGUUACAGUCGAAUGGCCGGGCAAAGAUUGCGACCAUUCCAAACAUCCUCCGAAAGGGUAUGUCUACCUGAUUUUUAACUCGAGCGAGUCUGUUAAGAAGUUACUUCAAAACUGCUCGCGCUCAGAUGAUAAAUAUUAUCAACUGGUAUCCAGUAGACAACGAAAAAGCAAAGAAGUGCAAGUAAUCCCUUGGGCAUUGAAUGAUAGCAAUGCAUUAAGAAUAGCAAGUUCCCGACUGGAUAUAGAUAAAACGAUAUUUGUCGGUGGAUUACAUGGCAUGUUGAAUGCAGACGGUCUUAUGCACAUCAUGGAUGAUCUGUUUGGCGGAGUUGUCUAUGCUGGCAUAGAUACUGACCAAUAUAAAUACCCAAUAGGUGGUUCUGGUCGGGUGAUCUUCAGUAAUCGUAAAUCCUACAUCAAAGCCGUAAAUGCUGCUUUUGUAGAAAUACGAACUAAAAAGUUUAAAAAACGGAUACAACUGGAUCCUUAUUUGCGAGAUGCUAUGUGCACUCAAUGUCAUAAAGCCCCAGGCCCAUACUUUUGCCGCGAUAGUUUAUGUUGGGCAUAUUAUUGCAAAACGUGCUGGAAUUUGCGACAUAGGCCAGCGUCAUUAGCCGACCAUAGAGCUAUGAAACGGACAAGUAAUAAGACUAAAUCAAGGCCUAUACCCAGAUAA
Trichoplax adhaerens is the source of this 849-nucleotide messenger RNA. RefSeq lists its product as uncharacterized. NCBI's taxonomy places the organism in Eukaryota, Metazoa, Placozoa, Uniplacotomia, Trichoplacea, Trichoplacidae. The record is from RefSeq and is a predicted model, not a curated record. Gene Ontology annotation, biological process: negative regulation of cytoplasmic translation. Gene Ontology annotation, cellular component: synapse; nucleus; cytoplasm. The coding region runs from base 1 to 849 and encodes 282 amino acids. Gene Ontology annotation, molecular function: translation factor activity, RNA binding; ribosome binding; mRNA 3'-UTR binding. The transcript is spliced from 6 exons.